Suillus fuscotomentosus is the source of this 763-nucleotide messenger RNA. Its product is annotated as ribosomal protein L11. Gene Ontology annotation, cellular component: cytosolic large ribosomal subunit; ribosome. Bases 1 to 528 code for a protein of 175 amino acids. Lineage: Eukaryota; Fungi; Basidiomycota; Agaricomycetes; Boletales; Suillaceae. The transcript has 4 exons. The record is from RefSeq and is a predicted model, not a curated record. Gene Ontology annotation, molecular function: large ribosomal subunit rRNA binding; structural constituent of ribosome. Gene Ontology annotation, biological process: translation.
AUGGCCCCCAAGCUCGUCCGUCUGCUCUCCUAUUUUGUGCUUGUUGACCCCAACGAAAUCAAGAUCAUCUACCUACGGGCAACAGGGGGUGAAGUUGGUGCAUCUUCAGCACUUGCCCCGAAAAUCGGUCCUCUCGGUCUGUCACCCAAAAAGGUUGGAGAAGAUAUCGCUAAAGCUACCUCUGCAUGGAAGGGUCUACGUGUGACUGUCCAGCUUACCAUCCAGAAUCGGCAAGCAGCAGUCUCCGUCGUUCCUUCCGCUUCCUCCCUCGUCAUCCGGGCACUAAAAGAGCCUCCCCGUGACCGGAAGAAGGAGAAGAACAUUAAGCACUCGGGCAAUGUCACUCUUGACGAGAUCUUUGAAAUUGCCCGAACGAUGAGGUCCAAGUCGCUAGCAAAGGACUUGGCUGGCGGUGCGAAGGAGAUUCUCGGCACGGCCCAGAGUAUUGGCUGCACAGUAGAUGGCCAGCCCCCACACGAUGUCAUCGAUGGGAUCAACUCGGGGGAUAUCGAGGUGCCGGAUGAAUAAAAGAUCAAACACAGGAACUAGUGUUUUGAGUAUUUUUAUAUCACUCGCCAUGGUUUUUUUUUUGACAUUACUGCAUACAUUGAUACAUCCAAACACUCACAUGUGCAUUGCAUCGGAGAAUAGGGUUGCCUGGCCCGGGUUCGACAGGCGGCUAUGGCCAGAGACAAAAAAGACAAAUUUCAGAUGCUAAGUGAGUCAAAGUUACGAAUAAUCGAGUAUGGCUGUGACAAUCGUG